CCCUGUGCAGGCUCUUCAUGGAUCCAGGAGCCUUAGUCAGAUCUCCUGUCGCAUAGAGAAAAUGAAGACAUCCAGGGUGUGGGCUUGGAGGGCACUGGCAGAGCUGUUUCUUCUCUGUGCUGCCCUGGCGUGUCUCAGUUUGCCGGGUUCCAGGGGUGAAAGGCCACCGUCUCUUGAGUCAAAUGCAGUCAACGAGAGCCUUGCCAAGACUAGACAGACACGGAGUGUGGAUGUCACCUCAAUGCCUAUUGAUUGCGAACUGUCCAGCUGGUCCUCCUGGACCACAUGUGAUCCUUGUCAGAAGAAAAGGUACAGACAUGCCUACUUGCUCCAGCCCUCUCAGUUCCAUGGGGAACCGUGCAGCUUCUCUGACAAGGAAGUUGAAGACUGUGUUUCCAACAGACCAUGCAGAAGUCAAGUGCGAUGUGAAGGCUUUGUGUGUGCGCAGACAGGGAGGUGUGUAAACCGCAGACUUCUUUGUAACGGGGACAACGACUGUGGAGACCAGUCAGAUGAGGGGAACUGUAGAAGGAUUUAUAAAAAAUGUCAGCAGGAAAUGGACCAAUACUGGGCCAUCGGCAGCCUGGCCAGCGGGAUAAAUUUGUUCACAAACAACUUGGAGGGCCCAGUUCUCGACCACAGGUAUUACGCCGGUGCUUGCUCCCCCCAUUACAUACUCAACACGAGGUUUCGGAAGCCAUACAAUGUGGAAAACUUCACCCCACAGACCCAAGGCAAAUAUGAAUUUGCAAUGACAGAAUAUGAAUCAUACUCAGAUUUCGAACAUAAUGUCACAAGGACAACAAUUAGCAAGUCUAGUUUCAGCUUUGGUUUUAAAAUAUCUGGGAUAUUUGAACUUGGCAUUAGCAGUACAAGUGGUAACGGCAAACAUUUUAUUAGCAGAACCAAACGAUUCUCUCAUACGCAAAGUGCAUUUCUGCAUGCACGCUCUGACCUUGAAGUAGCGCGUUACAAGCUGAAACCCAGAAACCUCAUGCUGCAUUACGAAUUCCUUCAGAGAGUCAAGCGGCUGCCCCUGGAGUACAGCUACGGGGAGUACAGAGAUCUCUUUCGCGAUUUCGGGACCCACUACAUCACAGAGGCCGUGCUCGGGGGCAUUUAUGAAUACACACUCAUCAUGAACAAAGAGGCCAUGGAGAGAGCAGAUUAUUCUCUUAAGGAUGUCCAGGCCUGUGCCAAAAAUGAUUUUAAAAUUGGCGUUGCCAUAGAAGAGGUCUACGUCAAGCUGGGUGUGUCGGUUGGCAAGUGCAAGGGCAUUCUCAAUGAGAUAAAAGACAGAAACAAGAGAAACACCAUGGUGAAUGACUUGGUUGUCCUUGUGCGAGGAGGGGCAAGUGAGUACAUCACUGCCCUGGCAUACAAGGAGCUGCCAACAGCAGAACUGAUGCAGGAAUGGGGAGAGGCGGUGCAGUACAACCCGGACAUCGUCAGAAUUAAGGCAGAGCCUCUGUACGAACUGGUGACAGCCACGGACUUUGCCUAUUCCAGCACAGUGAGGCAGAACAUGAAGCGGGCCCUGGAGGAGUUUCAGAAGGAAGUCAGCUCCUGCCAGUGUGCUCCCUGCCAGGGGAACGGAGUCCCUGUCCUGAAAGGAACACGCUGUGACUGCAUCUGUCCUGUUGGAUUCCAAGGCCCUGCCUGUGAGAUCACCAAUCGGAAAAAUGUCCCCAUUGAUGGGAAGUGGAAUUGCUGGUCAAACUGGUCUCCGUGUUCUGGAGGACAUAAAACAAGACAAAGGCAGUGCAACAAUCCACCUCCUCAAAAUAGGGGCAGCCCCUGCUUGGGCCCUGCUUCUGAAACACUUAACUGUUAAGGAGGGGAAAGCAUCUAGCAGGUGAUGCUACUGUGGUCUGCACACAGCAAGGAAUCAGGCCAGCUCACCCCCCAUGCCUGCUCCCAUCUGGAGCUGGCCCAAGGUGGAGGGCUGUGCCAUUCAGAAUGUUUAAAAUAAAGAUAUUAUUUGUAAAAUGCACACUGAUUUGAACAAAUAGUAAGUUAAACAAUAAUUAUAGUCUCCUGAAGGGUUUAGGCAUCCUGGUAAUCCUCACUUUGCUCAUCUCUACAAUUUUAUUUCACUCACAUAUACUACCAGCCAGGAACUGUGUUGGGAGCUGUCCAUGUGAAAAUCCCACAAUCCACCACUGACCUGCGCAUAGUAGGUGCCCAAUAAUGAAUCCAUGAAUAGAUAUUAAACUGUUCCUGUCUUGAG
Molecule: messenger RNA, 2230 nt
Organism: Physeter macrocephalus (sperm whale)
Lineage: Eukaryota; Metazoa; Chordata; Mammalia; Artiodactyla; Physeteridae
Gene: C8B
Product: complement C8 beta chain
Exons: 12
Coding region: 62-1834 (590 amino acids)
Biological process (GO): complement activation
Cellular component (GO): membrane attack complex
Molecular function (GO): protein binding
Source: RefSeq, a predicted model, not a curated record